Messenger RNA from Physcomitrium patens, 1324 nucleotides. RefSeq names its product small ribosomal subunit protein uS2. The record is from RefSeq and is a predicted model, not a curated record. Gene Ontology annotation, biological process: translation. Gene Ontology annotation, molecular function: structural constituent of ribosome. NCBI's taxonomy places the organism in Eukaryota, Viridiplantae, Streptophyta, Bryopsida, Funariales, Funariaceae. Gene Ontology annotation, cellular component: ribosome; small ribosomal subunit.
UUAGGGCUUCGUCGGUGUGGGAGUGUAGAGCAAGAGAGGGGCGGGGUCGCUAUUUCCUUUUCGCAGCUGCUGCAUCUCGAGACAGUGAGUGCAGUGCUGCAAAUUCGUCGCGGCUUGGACGAUCAACAGGACGCAACCAUGAAGGAGAGCGAUGUGCAGAUGAUGCUGGCUGCUGAUGUGCACCUCGGCACCAAGAACUGCGACUUCCAGAUGGAGCGCUACGUGUGGAAGCGGCGCUCCGAUGGUAUUUUCAUCAUUAAUGUGGGAAAGACUUACGAGAAGCUGGAGCUGGCGGCGAGGGUGAUUGCUGCCAUCGAGAACCCUCAGGACAUCAUUGUGCAGUCCGCGAGGCCGUACGGGCAGCGCGCAGUGCUGAAAUUUGCGCAGUAUACGGGAUGCCAGGCUAUCGCGGGAAGGCACACGCCCGGUACUUUCACGAAUCAGUUGCAGAACACGUUCAGCGAGCCCCGGUUGCUGAUCUUGACGGACCCUCGGACUGACCACCAGCCUAUCAUGGAGGCAGCGUUGGGGAACAUUCCCGUGAUCGCGUUCUGUGACACGGACUCUCCAAUGAAGUAUGUGGACAUUGCAAUUCCCGCGAACAACAAGGGCAAGCACAGCAUCGGUGCCCUUUUCUGGCUUCUGGCGCGCAUGGUUCUGCAGAUGCGAGGCACAAUCAGCGCCGCGCACCCAUGGGACGUGAUGGUGGACCUGUUCUUUUACAGGGAGCCCGACGAAGGCAAGGACCGCGAGGACGAGGAGGGAGCAGCAGUGGAGUUCGCGGCGGUAGAGUACGCUGCGCCAGCGAUUGGAAUUGGAGGUGAUGCACAGUGGGGCCCAGAUGCCGCGGAGGCUGGGCAAUGGGAAGCGGAUGCAGGUGCUGCGGCGCCUGGAGGUGCCCCGGCUGGUUGGGACAUGGGAGCUGGCGCUGGUGCUGGUGCUGCCCCAGUUGCCCCGGCGGGUUGGGAUCCUGCGGCACCUGCCGAUGUAGCUGCGGCACCCGCGGGUUGGGAGCCGGCUACUUAAUAACUGGUUUGAGAAGACAGCCUGAAAUGGCUUUCAUUCUGUGGGCCGAUUCUUUUCCGGAGGCUCAAGUGUUACUUAUUUUCGCUCAAAGCUUCAAAUCACAAGUUUCUCUCUUCUCUUAGUCAUUUUUGUCCUAACUUGAAUGUUUUCCAGAUUUUAGAACAUUUGCUUCCAUCAGAGUUUCUGAGUUGUGGUGCACGGUGAGAUUCGGACUGGACCAGUCGCUCUCUAUCGUGUCAUCCUUGUCAACGGUUCGUUCUUGGCUUUUAACUUUGCGUAAGCUCUGACAUUCAAUGCC